Molecule: messenger RNA, 1849 nt
Organism: Mugil cephalus (flathead mullet)
Lineage: Eukaryota; Metazoa; Chordata; Actinopteri; Mugiliformes; Mugilidae
Gene: muc5.7
Exons: 12
Coding region: 383-1507 (374 amino acids)
Source: RefSeq, a predicted model, not a curated record
CACAACACAAAGGUGCCGACUGAGGGCUGAUGGGACAAGAAAUGCUUUUACUGGCUGCGUGUAAGAAGUCUUAGCGAUGAUAGAGCACUUUGUUUGUAACCUGCUCAGUGAUUGUGAUGCCGUGCAGCCGGUGGGGAUCUGCUCUGGCUGGCACACCUGCAAUCAAGCACGCAAGACGAGACACUUUGAUAGUGGCUGCAGGCAGAAACAGAGGGCCUGACAAUAGUGCAGAUCAUGCAAGUCAUUGUCUGAACAGCAUCCUGAGAAACGUAACCUGCGUGUUGCUGACAACGCUGGAAGACUGUGGGAGGAGCUUUAUUGCUUUGUCAUAUUUAACCAUGAUACACAUGCUGAUUUCUCCAAAGACCCAACUCUUCUGUGCAUGACAUCUUUUUUCCUUAUUACUGGAUAUAGAAUCAUGCUGGCCUUCAAGGUUUGUGCAGUAUGUUGUCUUCUGGUAUCAGACCUGCACUUACCCACUACAGCGUUAGAAACCUGCAAGACGGCGUGGUUCGAUGAAGGAGACGUGUCUGAGCAUGGAGACUCGGAGCUCUUGACUGACUUGAGAAGAAAGCACUUGACUGGGAUCUGCUCUAACCCAGUGGAUUUGGAGGUUCAGACCGUUUCUGGGAUCAAAUCGCAGCACAGUGGGAAUUCCUUCCACACAUACAGUGUAUCAGAGGGUCUUUUAUGCCUCCACUCAGAACAGAAACUGAUGCAGUGUGAUGAUUACAAAGUCAAGUUCACUUGCACAGGACAGUUCUGCUCUGAGUGCAGGACAGACUGGUUCGAUCACGACGACCCAACUGGAAACGGAGACUACGAGGUCCUCAGUGACCUCUUGAGCAUAUACCCGAGAGAGAUCUGCCCCCAGCCAAUUGCAAUAGAGGUCCAGACCAUCUAUGGAGAACCUGCAUACAACACCUCUGAUCAUUUCUUAUAUUAUGAUGCCACCUACGGGUUUGCCUGUGUAAACGCAGAACAGAAAGGAAGGCGUUGUAGGGAUUACAAAGUGAGGUUUACGUGUCCCAAAGAGUUCUGUCAAGUGUCAGAGCAGUGUCGGACUCAGUGGAUGAACAGCGGUAACUCGUCGGGUGAGGGUGACGUGGAGUCCAUACAUCAACUGCUGAAGACAUUUCCUGGUCAAGUCUGUGGAAACCCCACCGGCAUCGAGGCCAGGACAACUAGUGGAAUAUCCGCCAGAUACACAGGAGAUAUUUUUCUCUCGUAUGAUGUAACCUUUGGAUUUGCAUGCAUCAAUGAAAAGCAAAAGAGUAAACAAUGUGAGGAUUACCAAGUGAGCCUGACCUGCCCUUCAGAUUUCUGCCAGGGUUGUAGGACACGUUGGUUUGACGUGGACGAUCCCACGGGCCGGGGGGAUUAUGAGACGCUCCUCCAGCUACAGGUGCUAUACCCCAGUCAGGUCUGCUCCCAGCCUGUGGCCAUCGAAGCCAUGAGUGUGUCUGGGGUGCCUGCGCACAAGACGGGGGACAUCUUUCAAAUGUGAGCUGACAUAAAGCACCUUCAAGAGGCAUUUGAAUAGUGUGUGUGCUGUGACAUGUAAAAAUGAGACUAAACAUUCAGUGGAAAAAUGAAAAAUGAUAUCAAAUGUACCAAAAACAGUGAGUAACAGUAAACUAACAUCAGCUGGGAGCUACAUUAAUUUACCACAUAGUUACAUGAUCCACAGUCAAAAGCAAAGUUUGUCACAAAUUUGAACGACUGUAGCCUUCAGACUUAAGUAAAGUUAAUUUUGUCACAUUAUUGUCACGAUGUUGUGUUAUUUUACAGUAAACUCUGUUGUCAGAAGUUCACUUCAAUAUGAGUAAAGACUCAUGUCUGAAAAUUC